AUGCAUUGCCAUGCUGCGAAAUCAAACUUGAACAAGGAGAAAGCAAAGAGCGGGAAAAUAGGCAAGAAUAAUGUCUUGCAAAAUGGACAAAAAUGGAGGCGCAAGGGUGGGACAGGACAGGGAGAAUAUGCCACCGAAAAUAGCGAAAAGUGGAAAAAGGGGAACCUAAAUGGCGAUUGA
Molecule: messenger RNA, 180 nt
Organism: Paracoccidioides brasiliensis Pb18
Exons: 1
Coding region: 1-180 (59 amino acids)
Source: RefSeq, a predicted model, not a curated record